Molecule: messenger RNA, 2567 nt
Organism: Cladocopium goreaui
Lineage: Eukaryota; Dinophyceae; Suessiales; Symbiodiniaceae
Source: the annotation of a GenBank genome assembly
UGCCACCGGUCCCCAUGGAGAAAGGCUAUGGGCACCUCAAUGGUUUUGAGACUCGGGCCUCUCUUCCCGAAUGCUCGGGUCUUGUUUGCUUUGACGGUGUUUGCGACAUGUGCAAGUUUGCUCCGGAUGAUACUUCCUCUGUGGUCGGGAUCUGCUGGCUUACUUGGGCAAUCUCUGGAGACGAAUGUUCCCUUGCAACCCCAAGAAAAGUAUAAAGAACGCAUGAUGAUGCAUGGUCAGAAAAAGAAAAUUAUUACGCGGGAUGCCCAGGUGCCUUUCCAAUUCAAAUUUCACAUUUGCAAUGGACUGACAAAUCAAAAACUUCAAUUAUUAGAUGGCACCUUGGCCGGUUUAUUUUUGGGGGCGCAAAUCGUGUUGCCCAAGACUAUUGUGCUGAAUGGCGCUCAAUUUGUGUCGGUUACGGACCAGAACAGACAACCUUUGGAUCACAUCUUCAACAUGACUCGCUUUGAAACUAUGAUCCAACAAGUGUACCAUGUUUUUUGGUGUCGGCGCAAAAAAUCUCGAGCUUUCAAAAUAUGGUGCAAUGACACGCCCCCAGCCGCCAUCGUGUACGACGACGAAACACCAACGACAGUUGUGGAUAUCAAGUUGAAGCGGAAAGACUGGGCGGCCAAAGCUCUGACUCAGGUCGGUGAAGUGGCAUUGAAACAUAUUUCGGAUGACAAAAAUUCAAUGGAAACAAUGAGAAACAACCGCAUUUUGCGCAUCACGGUGCCAUGUGAAUUUUGGUUCGAAGUCAAGGUGGUCGAAGGAGGUGAUUUCUGGGAUGAAUUUUGGAAAAUUAAUGAUGCGCUGGAGUUCAACCAAGAGAUUCUCUGGGUGGGCAAGACUACCAAGCAUGCGUUGUUGACAGAUUUUAGCGAUGCUGCUCGAGAAAAGGCACGCAGAUUUGGAUACCGGUUUGACAAAGACUUGAUUCAGCACGGCGGUUACCAUGUCGUACACCUUCGAGCAGAACAAGAUUGGCAAGCGCAUUGCAAAGUCUGGCUGUCGUGGCGUGAAAAAAGAGACAACUGCAUAAAUAAUACUUUUUCCAUCGGGAAUGUGUUGCUGUCAGAGGGUAUUUCUCCUGCUUUGCCAGUCUAUUUGGCUACUGGCCUUUCUGAACGUGAAAUUCAAGGCCUGCAAGAUCUUUCUUCUAUGCAGAGUUUUUUCAACAUCUACACAGUCGUCACCAAAGGCAUGCUAGGGUUGCCGGCAGACGUUGGCAACAAGAGAGAAUAUUGGGCUGCAGUGGACUAUAUGUUCAGUCAAAACGCAGACUGGUUUGUGGGCAAUAGCAUUUCCACAUUUUCUGCUUUGACCAUGGAAGUUCGAACCCGACAAAAAAUGCCAAUUUUGCCUUACAAUGGAGGCACAAUGAAAUUGGAAGAAAUCAACUGUAUCCGGUCAAAUGCAUUGACAAUGAUACCUCCAAUGAGGGCAGAGAUUAAAUGGGUGUUCACUCUCCCUCGAAAAAUUGAGCAGAAUGAUUUGGUUUACAACAUGACGAUGGUGGCUGUGAAAAGUGCGGCUGCCAAAACUGGACUGAUCCCAGUCUGUGUGACUGCAGAGGAUCCUUCAUCAACAGUGCUUGUGAAACUUGUCUCUAUGGGCGUGAGGGUGAUCUACCACAGACCAGAAUGGUUGGAGAUUGCAGAAAGGAAUUUGCAGCAGAAAAAUGUUCGUGAGGCUCAAUUGGAUGCGAUGAUGGCGCAGUGGCUGCGCAUUGACAUUCCAGUCCUGGGGCUUUUGGAUGAAUUCGUUCUCUACACAGACAUUGAUGUUCUUUUCAUAGGCGACAUUUUUUGGAAAGACCUCUUGGGUAAGAAUCACCUGAGCCUUCGUGAAUCAUUGAUGCGCAACAUGUUUGGUAAGGGUUUCUUUGACGAGUAUGCAGCUACAGGCCGCAUUGGGGUUCCAAAAUUUCUUGGAGUUGCGGAGCGUUGGGGCUCAACCGUGCCAGCAUCGAAGAAUGAGGAUGGCUUGGACUGCGGCGUGAUGUUGAUGAAUCUACGUAGUUUACGUGAGUCUCACGAACGCUUCAGACAGUUUGUGCUCCGCAAGCAGUGGAAACAGCUGUUGAAACUGGCCGAUAUGCAUGGAUCUGAUCCUUGCGUCUAUGCUGGAUUCUAUCAGAUAUCCAAUUUGCCUGGACGAUUGGUUUGGAAACCGCAAGGAAUGCAGUUGGCAAGUCUUACCCAUUUUGAAGGCAUGAAUUGUGCAGGUGUUGCAGCUUACAUGAGAAAUGGUGGAAAUGAUGGAGCAAGGACACAGCCCUACAAAGAGAGGCUUGAGGAAUGUUUCGACCUUGAAUUUUGUCGGACCUCUUACCUGGAAUUCUGUUCAGACUAUACUGCAUACGUGCGAUAAAGCGGACAAAGGUCGAUAGUUCUGUUCCUAUUGCCAUUCGUGCCCUCAGGAAAGCUUCCGAAGACGCACAGCUGUGAGCAAGUAGGGGCUGUCCAUAUCGGUGAAUAAGUAGCAGGUUGACGCAUUCAUAGCUCAAGGUCUAAGGGUGUUUUCCCGAGUUUGUCCAAGGAGCAAUUAUUGAUCAACUCGUC